AGCAAACAAUAAAUAAACAUCAAACAGCGUAACCACAGCAGCAGGUACUUUUCAGGGUUUUCAGUUCCAGUUCGAUUUCGACAUCCCCUGGCACCGGCUCUCUCUCUUUACACUGAACAUCCGAAAUAGCAUUUGAAAAAUUAGCGGCAAGUCUACUGGUUUCAAAUCUUCCGGUUUGAGAAUUCUACCGGAGACAUCACAGGAUUUGCAAGACAUUAGAUGGUAUCGCCGCGCAAGCCGGCAUCCUCCUUAAGCUCAGCACCCCGCGCGGCGACCAGCAAUCUGAUGGCAGCUUCAGCCAAGAGCUGCGAGAGCCUGUUCUCGGCCAGCUCCCGGGAAUCGGCCAGUUUGAUCUACCAACGAAAACAGGCGCCGGCCCAUCGAGGCGCAAUGAAGGGAUCUGGCAGCGGGAAUAUCCGUGGCCCCAACAUGGUGACUCAGAACCACAGCGAGAUCCAUCAGCGGGUCAUGUCGGCCAGAAAUCUGCGGGCCAAGACUUUCCAGAAUCAACUGGCCGAUGCCCAGGCGGAGAUCGCGAAUCUUGCCCAUGAAAACAGGAUGCUCCGGACCCUCCACAAACGCCAGUCGUCGGCACUGAACAAAUACGAGUCCAACAAUGCAGAGCUGCCCCAGCUACUCCACUCCCAUGCCGAGGAGCUCCGAGUGUGGCAGACGAAGCAUCGCAACUUACAGGCGAUUAACAAGGACCUGGAGCAGAAGCUGAAGCAGAAGGAAGCCAUUAUCCUGUCGCUGAGCGACCAGAACAAGCACUACAGUCAGCUCAACAAGGACAAAAAUCUCGAUGAGCGCCAAAAGCUACAGGAGAAAUUGCGCUCCCUGGAACAGCGCCUGGAGGAAAAGGAUAACGACAUGAAGCUGAUGGCACGAAAAGUGCAACUGGAAUCCAAGAACUUCCGCCAGCAGCUUCUCAACGAGCAGAAGAAGUGCAAGGAGGUGAUGCUGAAACUCGAAAAGGCCAAACUGGAGGUCAGUGGCUACCGCAAGCUCGAAGAGUACACACUUGGAACCGAUAAGGUGAACCCUCUGGCCUCAGGACGCCGGACCAAGCUGAGCGGGGUGGCUGAGGAGCCGGAUAAGAUCGACAAGCUGGAGAAGUCUCUGGAGAUGCUGGACAAGGCGAUCGAGAAGAACAAUCAGUGCGAGUUCAACGCUUUAACAGAUGUUCUGGAAUCCGAGUCAUUCUUUGAUUUCGAAAACAAUGACGGAGAGGACAAGAGUGCGCCCAAUUCUCCGCCGGCUCAGCCGGAGCGCCAGGCCACCGGUAGCAAGAGCAAUAAACUCACCCUGCCGCCGGCCACCAACCCGGCCAAGAUGAACCACACCCAGAGCCGGUCCACAUUGAGCCAAGUGCUCUCGGCUCAGGGCAAGACUCCACUGGCCACCGGAAAAAACAGCCGCGGCAGGCUGGGAUCAGGAGCUACGGUUCUGGUGCCACCACCCAAGACAGAUAGCUUGCCGGCCAGCAAGCGUCGCGAUCCGGAUACUCUGUCCAAGAUGUCGUCCGCAAAUACGGGCAAGAGCAAGCAGCAGUCUUUGAAGUCCGUGGAGUACGAUUACGAGGAUGAUUAUGAGCCGGCUGGCGAGGAUGAUGAAGAGGAUUCCUUCGGGAUUAUGAGUAAGAUGGAGGGAAUGGAGCCGGAGGAUAACAGCGACGAAAAUGUCAACGAUGCCAGUCUGGUUAACUAUGCCAACUACAUGGAUGCCAAGAGUAGCGAGGGUGAUCUGUUGGAGGAGUUCCUCGAGGAGGACGACGAUGGCACUGACGGCCAGCAAACUCAGCGCAGCGAUGAGUCACAGGAAAGCAGUAUCCGUGCUCCGCGCCUCAAGGAGAACAUGUCCAGCAUUCGCAAGCAGAUCUCCGAUGACUACAAGGAGCGCGAGAGCUUCCUGAAGACGUUCUGCCGUCAGGCCAGCAGCAGCAACAUGCGCGACGAUCCGGCGUCCAAGAAACGCAACAGCAUCGCCGGUGGUGCAGCGGCCAGUGGCCACAUGACCGGCAGCCGGAAGCAUGCCCUUCUGGCGGCCCUCAAGACGAUCGACGAUAACAAGAGCCAGGACUAGAGCACACACACUGUUCGUUCUAGUUUCCAAAAAAAUCCAAAUAUUGUCCAGUUCAAGUUAGUACCUAAGCGGUGUUGAGUUAUAUAUAUAUAUAUUUUUCAAGCAGAGCCCGGUGCUUCCGGUCCAGUUGGAGCAACUGCAGCAGCCACUGGACAAGCUAUUGCAGGUAUGGUGCUCCGGUGGUGGCUGCAGUUGCUCCCACGUCGGAACACGAAGGGCGUUGAGUAAAUUUUAAUUGAAAAUAA
This is a messenger RNA of Drosophila ananassae, 2327 nucleotides long. Its product is annotated as lebercilin-like protein. The transcript is spliced from 5 exons. Lineage: Eukaryota; Metazoa; Arthropoda; Insecta; Diptera; Drosophilidae. Gene Ontology annotation, biological process: intraciliary transport. Bases 220 to 2082 code for a protein of 620 amino acids. The record is from RefSeq and is a predicted model, not a curated record. Gene Ontology annotation, cellular component: axoneme.